Molecule: messenger RNA, 3413 nt
Organism: Cherax quadricarinatus
Lineage: Eukaryota; Metazoa; Arthropoda; Malacostraca; Decapoda; Parastacidae
Source: RefSeq, a predicted model, not a curated record
AACUGAACCACCCUUCACCAGUGCCUGAUUGGUCGUCGUCUUAGGUGGACGUGCUGCUCGACAGAGAUGUCUCUUGAGAGGCUGGAACUCGAUGUUGCACUGAAGCUGGCGUUUGUGCAGAACUCUCUCACCAAAGUGGAAGAAUAUCGCCAGCACCUCCAGGAAAAUGCCCAAAAAGUAAAGGAUGAAAUCCACGAGAAGUGGAACGUCACAUUGGGAGCAUUGAGAGGAAGGGAGCGACAGUUGGUACGGCAAGUGGAGGUUGUUACAGCUCAUCAGACUUGCCUGCUGGGAACUCAGCAAGCUGGGUUAAUGCAUGGUAAAGGAGCUCUCCUGGCUACACGAGAUCUUCUCCUGCGUUGCACUCAGGCUGAUACUAGCACCCUUGAGAAGAUUAAAGUGGAUGAUAUGGAUUGCUUGAAGGAUGUUGUACCUGUGAAGCGUGUGGCAGUACAGUUGGACGAGACUGCACUCUGCUCUGCUAUUUCGGAAUUUGGUUCUGUCCAGCUGCCAGAUGCUAUCACUCACCACCCAUCACCUGUCAUCCCAGCAAAAGUUGAGGAAUAUGAAGAUGAUGAACAUGAUGUGUUGCACAAGAGUGUUGCUGGAGCAGCUUCUGGGCCAGACACACCUGUGCGCAUCACUGUCCAGUUCCCUCGUCUGUCAAAUCAAAAUUGGCUUGCUCAACAGAAGGAACAAAAUUUCAGUUCAGCUGACUCCUCAAAGGAUUCUAGUGUUGGUGCACAAAGCAAGUCUCGUGAUAUUACUUCUUGGCUGAGUAGCCUCCAGCUUGCUGGUGCUCAGGAAGAUUACGAUGCUGUUGCUCCAGCACAUAGCAGCAUUAGCAGCUAUGACAUGUUAGCUGUCAACAGUCCUGUUCACACCUCAGAAAGCUCCAGCAUUGAAAUUGUCUCAAGCCAUUAUGGUACUGAAAAGGAUAACUGCAGUUCACCAGUCUCUGGAAUGUACGAGAUAGAAAACCUUCACAUGUGUGUGGGUGGUAACCAGUCUCGGUGGCUUAGUGACAAGCAGACUCAUUCUGAGGAUUCUCUCUUACACAAGAUUGAUAUUCCAUCCGUAUGCAGAGCAAACGAGACCUGUUCUUCAUUUAAUGAUUGCUUAUGUCAGAAUAAAUGCAUUGAAACUGCAGUGGAGAAGCUACAGCAGUCUGCUCUCUUCAAAAUGAAGACUAAUCGCAAGAGGACACUAUCAGAGUCUGAGCAUAGUACAUGUAGUUCCAUACUUACUCACAUGACAAACAUAUUUAAUUCUGAAAAUGCUUUGUGGCUGUUGCAGAAGCAGGACUCUGUUCUGCCAGUACCUAUAAAGCGUGCAAUGUAUGAAGUUCCAGGAAGCAAGUGGCUAAGACUGGAGUCCAGGACUCCAGUAACCCAAACUCCACGAAUUCAACUUGCCACACAUUCCAACAUCUGGCUUCUUCAUAAGCUCAAAAGUCAGAAAGAUAAUGAAAAAGAUAUUAUGGAUGUAGAGAAAUGUAACACUGAAAAGGAUGUGGAGAACAAUAAUGAAAAGGAAGAUAGAAUAACGACUGAAGCUUUGUCAGAGGCUCUAAAGAAGAUAACUGUAGACUCAAACAUUGAAUCUCAAGGUAGGAGUUCAACUUUCAGAAACAUGUCCUCCACAAGUACGGUAAGCGGAUACUCUCCCAGUGGGCAGUCUUGGCUGUUAUCAAAAAAGCAUGUUAGCAAUCUACAAAUUCAAGACAAAAUAGAAGAGAUGAGAGCCUCUAACAAAAAGCAAUGGUUGAGUUACUCGCCAGGUAAAAGCCCAGUAAUAAAAAAGAGUGGAACCCCAAGUCUACCCCAUUUACCAGAAGCUGUGAUGUCAGUGGCACAUGCUGGAAUCAAGAGCUGGCUAUUGAAAAAUAUUUCUUAAAGAUGUUUAUAGGAUAGACUGAUGACAUUUGUUUUAUUUUUGUGAUUUUUUUUUUUUAAGUUCUCACUAAUGUUAUCCACUUUGAAAAAAUAGUUCUUGGCACAGUGUGAGCUAUGAAGUAAUGCUUGAAGCCUUAUAUUGGAAUAAGUACAGUGUAUAUGAUUUCGGUAUUGAAAAGAAAAUUGAACAUUUAAAUGUAAAUAUAAUAAAUUUAACAUUAUUAGAAUACUUACAGGAUAUAUUUCAAUAAAUAAUAUUUUAGAUUAACUUGCUAGUAUUCUCAUGAUGCUGUCAUAAGAACCUGGUAUAUAAUAGCAACAUGCUGUGGUUAGACAUGCGAGCAAACGCCGUGGACUCUUUAUGGAAAUGUUUCGGCCCUGGGACCUAGUUCAUGCCAAAACAUUUUCAAGAUGAAAUGUCUUAAGUGUUGGCUGAUGUCAUGACAGUCCUCUGACUUGCCGUCUACUACAGUGUUUCGCUAAGUCGUGUAUGGGUGCUAGUGUAUAAAUCAUUGUGACUCCUUGCCAGGAAGCCAAUCACGUACUUUGACGCUCCCAAGAACAAUGGUGCGUUCCUAAGAGGUAUGAUUAGGGAAAACAAUUUUAAGUCGAGUCACUGUAAGUAGGACCAAGCGUGAGCAGCAAUGUAGACUCCUAUUUAUACUUUUAACUUGCAAUUAGUACUACACAUUAUGAUAAACAUAUAUAAAGGGUUGAUGCUUAAAUUAAUAAGCCUGUAUUAUUGGAAUAUUACAUGCAUUUUUGUUUCUUGCUAGGGUCAUGUUGAAGUUAAGGUUAGGAUGUAGCUUUAAAAGUAUUUGCAGUUACAAAAUUUAUAUCUUGCCAUUCACUGGCUUAAAGUACUGAUGAACUGUUUUUAAACUUGCAUGCAUUAGUCUUGCACAGCCUAGAAUGUAGAAUGGAUGUACCAGUUCUUAAAUCAUGUGACUUGACAGUGGCCUAAGACAGACCAAAAAAAAUCUCAUAAUUCUCUUUUUUGUUUUUCUAUUUGUGAAUUACGUGUUGCAGUCUGUUAGUCACUACGUGUUUAAAAAUUCACAAAUUUCUGUGGUACAGUGAAUGGUAAGGUAUGUACAGUAUAUACAUAUAUAUUGUAAUAAAGUUGGUAGAAUUACCGACAAUAUGUAAAGUAAAAGGACACAAGUGCAACUAAUGUGACAUUUAUUGUGGCAACGUUUCGCUCUCCAGGAGCUUUAUCAAACCAUGGCUUGAUAAAGCUCCUGGAGAGCGAAACGUUGCCACAAUAAAUGUCACAUUAGUUGCACUUGUAUCCUUUUACUUUAUACAUAUAUAUUGCUUAAAUUGGUAUUUAUGAUAGAUCUUUUAUUUUCAAAUCUCCAGAGGUGUAUCAAAAUCUGGUUUACAGGCGCCUUGUGUCGAAUGGGGCACAGAUGCCAGAUAUUUUUGAGCACAUUAUAUCUGCAUCAGUGUAUGCAAUCAAUAUGUGUAGUGCAAUGUUGAUGUGAUAAUGUCAAAACAUUAAACAAUAUUUGAAAU